Symbiodinium natans is the source of this 3501-nucleotide messenger RNA. The record is from the annotation of a GenBank genome assembly. NCBI's taxonomy places the organism in Eukaryota, Dinophyceae, Suessiales, Symbiodiniaceae.
AUGGCUUCGAACACGACCUUCGGCCAGCUCGAGAUGUGUGGUGCAGCAGCCUUAAAUCUGUUUGUUGACACCGAUGUCACGGCCUUCUCGCUGCCGGAGACCUUUCGAAUGGAGCUUUCAACGCAAAUUCUCAAGGACAGAAUUGCCGAUGCCAUCGCCAAGGGCGCCGCCUUAGUUUUCGGCAUGAUGGCCAGCCCGGGUCUACAGUGCAUUCCGGGAGCAAGCACGGUGAAGUCGACCUUUCAGGAUGUGAUAACGAAGGCCACCUCGGCGAUUACCAGCUUGAUCCCAGACAUCCAGUUCAACUUCGAGCUCAAGUCAGUUCCGUUGGCGGUUGAGACGAUGUACUGCACUGAGGCCUACAAGACACCCGGUUUCGACACCGCCCCCUGUGCAGCCGAGCUUGGAUGUAAGAACUCGGGCAGGACUCCAGAGGAAGGCAACGAAGUUCUUCCUCCAGAGCAAGUAGUGAAGCACGUCGAGCCCACCGGCGCGGCCGAGACGUGCUACGACCUUCCAAUGGGAGAUCGAUUCAUAGAUGUUGGCGACUGGCGUUUGGCAGCCAUCGACAACGAUCAGUUCAGCAUCUCGCACAAGGGCAAAGCGGACUGCUCGUGGAAGGCCAGGAAGUGGCUUCCACUCGACAUGCCUGGACAGGGCCGCACUGUCACCGGAACUUGGCAAGAGUGCCAGCGGAGAUGCUCGAAGGUCUCCGGCUGCAGCCAUUUCAGUUGGUGGAGUGAUGGUGGCUGCCACAUUCAGGACAGCACUUCAACGGAAGCGAUCACGGGAAACCAUGUCACAUCCGGACCACCAUCCUGCUGGGCCCCCGACGACGGCUUGGAGUGCGACUACUUCUACCAUCAGUCCCACUGCGACGUCCCUGAUCUGGGGGCCUUGACACCGGCCCACACCGUCCUGGUGCCGGACAUCUUCAUGGAACACGGCAAGUUCCCCGACCAGCGCCAUGGUGAUAACUUCUGCAUGAGGUGCAGAGGCCGCCUUCUCACCAAAAACGGGGGCGACUACAAGUUCUUCCUCAACUCAGAUGACGGCUCCCUGCUGUACUUGGACGGGGAGAAGAUCGUCGACAACAACGGCUGCCAUCCGGCUCGGGAGAGGAGCGGCGUAAAGUUCAUGAAGCCAGGUUCCCACGACUUGGUGGUGGACUUUUGCGAAGUGGACGGCGGCGAGAGCGUGAAGUUCGAGUACGAGGGCCCGGAUAGCCACAACUCCAGGGUCAAGGUCCCCAAGACAGUGCUGAAGCACGAGGUUCUUGAGGACGGCGUGGAGUGCGACUACUUCUACCAGCAGUCCCACUGCGACGUCCCUGAUCUGGGGCCCUUGAACCCGAGCCAGACCAUCACGGUGCCCGAAAUCUUUAUGGAGCAGGGCCGGUGGCCCCAGAUACGCCACAGCGAUCAUUUCUGCACCAGGUGCCGGGGCAAGCUUGUGACCAAGAGAGCGGGCGACUACACGUUCUUCCUCAGCUCAGAUGACGGUUCCCUGCUGUACUUGAACGGGGAAAGGAUCGUCGACAACAACGGCUGCCAUGCGAUACGGGAGAUCAGCGGCAACAAGUACCUGGAACCAGGUUCCCACGACUUGGUGGUGGACUUUUGCGAAGUGGCUGGCUUCGAGACCCUACGGUUUGAAUACCAGGGUCCAGACAGCACCAACUCGAAAGUCGUCGUUCCCAAGACGGCUCUCAAGCACAAGGUCCAGGUCCCCCACCGCGGAGGUGCCAGCGAUUGCUACGCAGAGCGAACGCUGGUUGCAGACGAGGGCUCGGGAGUGGGCCAGCUCCCCGACAAGCACGGCAGCAUUUCGGAAUGCCAGGCGGAAUGCUCCAAAAUUGGCGAGUGCAAGAGCUUUGCCUACUGCGCCAGCAGCGGCAUUUGCCAUUACAGGACGAAGGUCCUCGGCGCCCAUGAUCCUUCCACCACGGAUCCGGCAAAGCUGCAAGACUGCAAGUCUUGGUACAAGACAGAGUGCAAGGAUUGCUACGCAGAGCGGACGCUGGUUGCAGACGAGGGCUCGGGAGUGGGCCAGCUCCCCGACAAGCACGGCACCAUUUCUGAAUGCCAGGCGGAAUGCUCCAAAAUUGGCGAGUGCAAGAGCUUUGCCUACUGCGCCAGCAGCGGCAUCUGCCAUUACAGGACGAAGGUUCUCGGCGCCCAUGAUCCUUCCACCACGGAUCCGGCAAAGCUGCAAGACUGCAAGUCUUGGUACAAGACAGAGUGCAAGGACGAGGCGAAAGCCAUGGUUGACACCUUCUUCGUGGUGGUGAAUGGCGGCCACGUGGAAGACAGGUUCAAGACCAUUGAGGAAGCCAAGACGGAGUUGAACAAGAUCGGUUCGGGCCUGCGAAUGAUCUGUGAAGUGCAUCAUGGCACCGCAAAGGCAGAUCCGCACGUGGUGGGCGGACAGGACCAGGGGGCCGGACACAGCGCAGGAUUCAACAAGCAUUGGCAAUCGUGGGACGACAUCCACGCCAUGAAUCGGAUCUGCCAAGACUACGUCAACAAUCAGGUCAUGGCUCCCCCACAAACGGCGAUGAUCUUCCGUAAAGAUGGCCAGCUUUUACCUGGCCCGCACCGAGACCACGGGUGUUGCUGGGGCAGGCCUGCAGGAGAGGCCCAAGGGAUCAAAUUCGGCUUCCAGUUCAUCCAGAUCGGCCAAUUCCGGCUUGGUGCCGUUGAUGACAACCACUUCUCAAUCUCGCACAUUGGGGGACACACUCCCCAGCUCUUCCGACAUGACGGCACGCUCCACCCGAACCAGCAAAACGCAUGGGGAACUUUCGAUCGCCCGGAGGGGGCGCCUAUGGGCAUCAGCGUUGGUGAGAAGUUCAUCCAAAUGGGCAAUUUCCGGCUGGGAGAUGCCGAUGGCCCUUUCCUGGUGACGCACCGCGUCACUGGCAAAACGAUCCAGGUCUACCAGGAGGAUGGAACGGUGCAACCGGACGCGAACUCCCACUGGGCACCGAAAGUGAUGGACCGCAAGCCCUCGGCGUGGACAUGCCAGGAUGUCGCUGAGAUGGCGUACGGGCCCUGCAAUAGCGACUUCGGCUCCUGGGGAGAUCGCUUCAUCCAGCUGGGGGAUUGGCGCCUGGCGGCCACCAAUGAUCGGCACCUCAGCAUCUCGCACAAGGAUGGCCAAGUUGCCCAGAUCUACCGAGACGAUGGGACGCUCCACCCUGGCCCUCGUACAGAUCAGUAUGGAUGGGCAUCACCUUCGGGCCGAACUUCAUCCAAAUCGGCCUCUUCCGCCUGGCGGCAAUGGACGCGAACCACCUCAGCAUCUCCCACCAGAGGGGGCAAACAGCACAAGUCUUCAAGAAUGAUGGAACCCUGGACCAGGGACCACGAACGGAUUGGAAUGCCUGGGCCGAUGAACGGUUCACUGCCGGGCCACCUUCGGGAAUCACUUUCGGUGACAAGUUCAUUCAGAUUGGCAACUUCCGGAUCGGAGAUGCAGAUGGUAGGCACUUGCUCUUGA